AUGGCGUCGGGUUCAUCGAGCACGGAUGACGAGUUGACAAUUGCCGGGAAUGGAGUACAAUCUGCGGAUGCCAAGGCUGAUACUGAAAAUUCAUCCAUCUUUCGUACGGGAACGACAUGGCACAUGGCGCCUGAAUUGUGCCAGAUCAGGGAACGAGACAAAGAUGGCGGAGAGAAGCCCAAAAUGCUCGGUGUCGCUUGGCACGACCUCACCAUCAAAGGCGUUGGCGGCAACGCCAUGUUCAACGAAAACGUCCUUUCACAGCUUUUCCCUUUCCAUGGCCGUGGCAAAGGUGCCAAAACCAGGACCAUUAUCGACCGUUCAUUUGGAUGCGUUAAACCAGGGGAGAUGUUACUUGUUCUGGGACGACCCGGAGCGGGCUGCACCACACUACUGAACGUACUCGCAAACCAUCGUCUUGGCUACGAAGAAGUCACCGGAGACGUCAGCUACGGGAACAUGUCUGCCGUGGAAGCCAGACAGUACCGUGGCCAGAUUGUAAUGAACACAGAGGAGGAAAUCUUCUUUCCAACCUUGACGGUUGAAGACACCAUCGAUUUUGCCGCUCGCAUGAAGGUCCCAUAUCAACUACCGCCCGGGAUUACAAGUCAUGAGGAAUAUGUUCAGCUCCACAAGGAUUUUCUCCUGCGAUCGGUUGGAAUUUCUCAUACUGCAGGGACCAAGGUUGGGGAUGCCUUUAUUAGGGGUGUCUCUGGAGGAGAGAGGAAACGUGUCUCAAUUCUGGAGUGCCUUACGACUCGUGCUAGCGUCUUUUGUUGGGACAAUUCGACAAGAGGCCUUGACGCCAGCACAGCUCUUGAGUGGGUCAAGGCCAUCAGGGUGAUGACAGACCUCCUCGGGCUCAGUACAAUUGUCACCCUCUAUCAGGCGGGUAACGGUAUCUACGAGCAUUUCGAUAAGGUUCUGCUUCUUGAUGAGGGCAAGCAAAUCUUCUACGGACCUCAAGAGGACGCCGUUCCAUUUAUGGAGGGCCUGGGCUUCAUGCGUGAUCCGGGUUCCAACCGGGGUGAUUUCCUUACGGGCGUGACAGUCCCCACCGAGCGUCUCAUUUCCCCAGGAUAUGAGGACAAGUUCCCACGAACCGCCAACGAGAUUCGUGCUGCAUACGAGCAGUCCCAUAUCAAGCCCAGGAUGCUGGAAGAGGCCCAGAGCUACCCGACAAGCAAAGAAGCGGCCGACAACACGACUGUAUUCAAAGAAAUGGUUGCUCGGGAGAAGCACAGGGGCGUGUCCGAAAGGUCCUCCGUCACAACUGGUUUUGUCACUCAAGUAACGGCCGCCAUUAUCAGGCAGUACCAACUCAUGUGGGGUGACAAGGCAACUCUACUUAUGAAGCAAGGCGCUACCGUUAUCCAGGCCCUCCUGGGUGGUUCUCUCUUUUACUCGGCUCCCGACAAUUCCAUCGGCCUUUUCCUCAAGGGCGGCGCUCUUUUCUUCUCCAUUCUAUACAAUGCCCUUAUAGCCCUCUCAGAGGUUACCGACUCGUUCACGGGUCGACCCAUUCUCGCAAAACACCGCUCGUUCGCGUUGUACCACCCGGCAGCCAUUUGCAUCGCCCAGGUUGCUGCCGAUCUUCCGAUCCUAUUAUUCCAGGUUACACAUUUCGGCCUUAUCCUAUAUUUCAUGGUUGGCCUGAAGACCACAGCCGGGGCAUUUUUCACUUAUUUGGUCACCAACUUCAUGACUGCCAUGUCUAUGACAGCCUUCUUUCGACUCGUCGGCGCCGCAUUCCCUACGUUUGAUGCUGCGUCCAAAGUCUCGGGACUGUCGAUCGUAGCGCUGUUUGUCUACAUGGGAUAUAUGAUCAUCAAGCCUGAGAUGCAUCCAUGGUUUGUGUGGAUCUUCUGGAUCAACCCUAUGGCCUAUGGAUUCGAAGCUCUUCUUGGAAACGAAUUCCAUGACCAGAUUAUUCCAUGUUACGGACCUAAUCUAAUCCCCAGCGGCCCUGACUACGUUGGCGAAGGGGGGCAAUCAUGUGCCGGUGUUGUCGGUGCCGCACCUGGCACGACAAGCCUGACCGGUGAUGAAUAUCUUGCAGCCAUGUCCUUUAGCCAUAGCCAUAUAUGGCGUAACUUUGGAAUAAUCUGUGCCUGGUGGGUGCUCUUCGUUGUGCUUACAGUUAUCUUCACCUCCCGGUGGAAGCUACUUGGAGAAGGAGACCGUAAACUCUUGAUCCCUCGAGAGUUACAGCAAAAAUCAAAACAUCUUUUGCAGGCUUCUGACGAGGAAGCACAACCCACAGAAAAGAGUGUCAGUCCCGGCUCUGAUGCGUCGGGAGACAGCUUCGGAAACGAUCUGCUCCGCAACAAGAGCAUUUUCACAUGGAAGAACCUGACUUAUUCCGUCCCAACGGCUGAUGGCGACCGUAUCCUUCUUGACAAUGUCCAAGGAUACGUCAAACCCGGGAUGCUUGGAGCCCUGAUGGGCUCGUCUGGGGCCGGAAAGACAACCUUGCUGGACGUUCUAGCACAACGCAAAACUGCUGGGACGAUCCAUGGAUCCGUCUUAGUGGAUGGGCGUCCCCUUCCUAUCUCUUUCCAACGCUCCGCUGGCUAUGUCGAACAGUUGGAUAUUCACGAGCCAUAUGCGACUGUCCGUGAAGCCCUCGAAUUUUCGGCGCUAUUGCGCCAAUCUCGCGAUACACCCACUGAAGAAAAGCUGCGAUAUGUGGACACCAUUGUUGAUCUUCUUGAGCUAAAUGACCUUGAACAUACCCUCAUUGGUCGGCCAGGCGCUGGUCUCUCGGUGGAGCAACGUAAGCGUCUUACUAUCGGUGUGGAACUCGUGGCGAAGCCCAGUACCUUGAUCUUCCUCGAUGAGCCUACGUCAGGGCUUGAUGGUCAGGCGGCCUACGAUAUAGUUCGAUUCCUUCGCAAGCUUGCCGAAGCAGGGCAAGCUAUCCUCGUUACUAUCCAUCAACCCUCGGCGCAGUUGUUUGCGCAAUUCGACAAACUAUUAUUGUUGGCUGCCGGCGGCAAGACUGUGUACUUUGGAGAUAUAGGCCAGAAUGCGAACACUGUCAAGGAAUACUUUGGACGCUACGGCGCGCCUUGCCCACCUGAAGCCAAUCCUGCUGAACAUAUUAUUAAUGUUGUGUCGGCAAGCGCGAGUCUUGAUUGGAACCGGGUCUGGCUGGAGUCCCCGGAACAUGGAAAACUCUCCAAGGAACUGGACUGCAUGGUUGCUGAUGCUGCAGCUCGACCUACUGCAGCAAACGAAGAUCCACACGAAUUUGCCGCUUCGCUCUGGACGCAAACCAAGCUUGUGACGCACCGCAUGAAUAUCUCUCUUUUCCGGAACACCGAGUACCUCAACAAUAAAUUUGCCAUGCAUAUCAGCUUAGCGCUGCUGAACGGCUUUACCUUCUGGCAGAUUGGAGACGCACUUACGGAUCUACAGCAGAACCUUUUCACUGUGUUCAAUUUUAUCUUCGUUGCUCCUGGUGUUAUCUCCCAGUUGCAGCCGCUCUUUAUUGACCGCCGAGACAUUUUCGAGGCGCGAGAGAAGAAAAGCAAGAUGUACCACUGGGCUCCCUUCGUGACUGGUCUUAUAGUCUCGGAGUUCCCUUACUUGCUUGUCUGUGCGCUGCUGUAUUACGUUUGCUGGUACUUUGCCAGUGGCCUUCCCACAUCCGCUGACCAUGCUGGAAGCGUCUUUUUCGUUGCAGUAAUGUACGAAUGCCUGUACACGGGCAUAGGCCAGAUGAUUGCCGCUUACACACCGAACGCCGUCUUUGCCUCUCUGGUCAACCCUCUGGUGAUUACCACCCUCGUCUCCUUCUGCGGAGUGAUGGUUCCAUAUAGUCAAAUCGUAGCAUUCUGGCGAUACUGGAUGUACUACCUCGACCCCUUCAACUACCUCAUGAGCUCUCUGCUGGUGUUCACUACUUGGGACAAGCCCGUGCACUGCAAGCCCGAGGAGUUGGCAGUGUUUGAUCCGGCUCCUAAUUUAACAUGCGGUGAAUAUCUCACUGUCUACCAGCGUGGCGCGGGGAUGGCGACGAACCUUCUGAACCCGGAUGACACCCUCGGAUGCCGAGUCUGCCAGUAUACUGAAGGUGGAGAUUACCUGCGUACGCUGAACUUGCAGGGACGUUACUACGGAUGGAGGAAUGCGGGCAUAGUCGUUGUGUUUGUGGUUGGCAUCUACGGGCUUGUGUUCCUUAUGAUGAAACUCAGGACUAAGGCUACUAAAAAGGCUGAGUCCUAA
Aspergillus alliaceus is the source of this 4230-nucleotide messenger RNA. Its product is annotated as ABC-2 type transporter-domain-containing protein. Gene Ontology annotation, molecular function: ABC-type transporter activity; ATP binding; ATP hydrolysis activity. Gene Ontology annotation, cellular component: membrane. The record is from RefSeq and is a predicted model, not a curated record. Gene Ontology annotation, biological process: transmembrane transport. NCBI's taxonomy places the organism in Eukaryota, Fungi, Ascomycota, Eurotiomycetes, Eurotiales, Aspergillaceae. The transcript has 3 exons. Bases 1 to 4230 code for a protein of 1409 amino acids.